AUGUUUGUGUUCUUUUCUCUGUUCUUGCCCUCGCCUCCACCUGCGCCCCAUGUCCUACCGAGUUCUCUUGCCUCUCGAUGCAGCCUCUUUACCGACAAGACAGCUUGGCGAACGGCCCUUGCUCGGCCUACUCUGCAGAACAACUUGCAGAACACGGCUGCAGAGCUGGGGGUCAACCAAGACAUGCACAAGACGCACACCGGCAUGGACGAGAUCGAUGAACCGAACAACCGCAAACCUCCUACGACUACAAGCGGUACAAUCCAGCGAGUGUAG
Sporothrix schenckii 1099-18 is the source of this 276-nucleotide messenger RNA. RefSeq lists its product as uncharacterized. The transcript has a single exon. Bases 1 to 276 code for a protein of 91 amino acids. The record is from RefSeq and is a predicted model, not a curated record. NCBI's taxonomy places the organism in Eukaryota, Fungi, Ascomycota, Sordariomycetes, Ophiostomatales, Ophiostomataceae.